Messenger RNA from Mesocricetus auratus (golden hamster), 704 nucleotides. It is a transcript of the gene Znhit1, whose product is annotated as zinc finger HIT-type containing 1. Gene Ontology annotation, biological process: chromatin remodeling. Gene Ontology annotation, molecular function: nucleosome binding. Bases 111 to 572 code for a protein of 153 amino acids. The transcript is spliced from 5 exons. The record is from RefSeq and is a predicted model, not a curated record. NCBI's taxonomy places the organism in Eukaryota, Metazoa, Chordata, Mammalia, Rodentia, Cricetidae. Gene Ontology annotation, cellular component: Swr1 complex.
GAUCCCGGGCAAAGGGAAGCGGAGCCCGCCGUGCGGAGCCGCGAGGAGGGGCCGUGCUAGCGGCUCCGCCCUGGAAAAAAGGCGUAACCCGAGGCCGCGGGACACCCGAGAUGCAGACGGCGAGACAAGUUCGCUCCCAGGACCCUGGACAGCGGCGGGUGCUGGACCGGGCAGCCCGGCAGCGACGGAUCAAUCGACAGCUCGAGGCUUUAGAAAAUGACAAUUUCCAGGAUGACCCCCACGCAGGCCUCCCCCAGCUGGGCAAGCGGCUGCCUCAGUUUGAUGAUGAUGCAGACACAGGAAAGAAAAAGAAGAAAACUCGAGGUGACCAUUUCAAACUGCGCUUCCGGAAAAACUUCCAGGCUUUGCUGGAGGAGCAGAACCUGAGUGCAUCCGAGGGCCCCAACUACUUGACAGCCUGUGCUGGUCCCCCAUCCCGACCCCAGCGCCCCUUCUGUGCCGUGUGUGGCUUCCCGUCCCCAUACACCUGCGUAAGCUGUGGCGCCCGGUACUGCACAGUGCGCUGCCUGGGCACCCACCAGGAGACCAGGUGUCUGAAGUGGACUGUGUAAGCCUGGCAUCAGGGAGAAGAAGUCCCUCCAACCGUUACCGCAGAUCAUCCUCAAAGGACAGAGAGGAGCAGUCCAUUCACCCAGGGACUGUUGUGGGUUGUAUGCUGGGUAAUAAAUGGCCUGGUGAAUGGA